Molecule: messenger RNA, 735 nt
Organism: Phoenix dactylifera (date palm)
Lineage: Eukaryota; Viridiplantae; Streptophyta; Magnoliopsida; Arecales; Arecaceae
Source: RefSeq, a predicted model, not a curated record
AUGAAGGAGGAGAUGCCCAAGAAGGGAAGGAGGAUCCACGAAGUGCCAUACAUGGACACAUCAGAUGAUCUUGACCUUGGAUAUGAAGAAUUUUUAAAUGGCGAGAGCGAGGACGAGGGCAUCCUGGAAGAAGAGGGAGGGGAAGCAAGGAUGGAGGAAACGAUGAAUAAGGAUAAGACAGAGAAGAAUAAGACAAAGGAGGGUGUGCAGGUGGGAGAUGGAAAACAGAAGAAGAAGAAGGGGAAGAGAGAAGAUGAUAAUAAGAAUCAUAGGGAGGAAGAGGGCAACAGAAAAGGAAAGGGUGAGUCAAUGGUGGCCGUGGCAAAGAAGAAGGAGCUGAAGAAGGAUGGAGAGGUGAAGAAGGAAAAGGAUAAGAAAGGCAGGAAAGGUAGUAGUGCUGUUGACUCAGUGACAGAUGGAAAUUAUGAUGCUGGUAAAGAUGGUGAUGUUGAUAUUCUCUCCGGAGAUGAUGAAGUGGAGAAAGUGGGUGCAAUGAAGAAGUUAAAGAAAGAUGAUAAGAUGAAAAAGGAGAAGGCUAAGAGUAGCAAGAAUGAUGGUCGUGAGGACGAUGAUCGUGGUCACAAGGAUGGUGGUGCAGAAGAAAGUUAUAAUGGAAUGACUACGUCAAAGAAGGUGGAUGAAGGUGACCAAGGAGAAUGCAAAAGUGAAAAAGGGAAAGGAUGGAAUGACAAACAGAUGGGAAGACAAGGUGGUGAAGAAGAUCAAGAGGACUAA